Messenger RNA from Ustilaginoidea virens, 462 nucleotides. RefSeq lists its product as uncharacterized. The record is from RefSeq and is a predicted model, not a curated record. The transcript is spliced from 3 exons. NCBI's taxonomy places the organism in Eukaryota, Fungi, Ascomycota, Sordariomycetes, Hypocreales, Clavicipitaceae. Gene Ontology annotation, cellular component: membrane. The coding region runs from base 1 to 462 and encodes 153 amino acids.
AUGGCGCUUCCCGGCAUCGACUUUUCCCAAAACCUCUCCCUGUUCACUGUCCCCGUCGCUUUCGCGCUAUGCAUCCUCCCGCACGUGUACGCCGUCUGGCUGGUCGGCAUGAGCGCCUACGACAACGCCAACCCGCGGCAGUACCGCGACAUGCUGGCCAGAGACACGAGCAUUGACAAGGAGCGCAAGCUCCGCAUCCUCCGCGCCGAAGCCGCCUCCCUCAACGGCCUCGAGACCAUCGGCCUGUUCGCCGCCUCCGUCCUCGCCGGCAACUACGCCGCCCUCGACGCCGCCACCCUCAACCACCUGUCCUUCGGGUACCUGCUCCUGCGGGCCGCCUACACCCUGACCUACGUGCUCGUCCGCAACAGGCGCUACUCGGUGCUGCGCACGGCCAUCUGGCAGCUCGCCAGCGUCUACAUGGCCUGCUUCUGGGUCAAGGCGGGCUUAAAGCUCAUGUGA